Molecule: messenger RNA, 1068 nt
Organism: Aureobasidium pullulans EXF-150
Lineage: Eukaryota; Fungi; Ascomycota; Dothideomycetes; Dothideales; Saccotheciaceae
Product: thioredoxin reductase
Exons: 3
Coding region: 1-1068 (355 amino acids)
Biological process (GO): removal of superoxide radicals
Cellular component (GO): cytoplasm
Molecular function (GO): thioredoxin-disulfide reductase (NADPH) activity
Source: RefSeq, a predicted model, not a curated record
AUGCACUCCAAGGUCGUCAUCAUCGGCUCGGGCCCUGCAGGCCACACCGCUGCCAUCUAUGCUGCACGUGCAGACCUCCAGCCUGUUCUGUACGAGGGUUUCCUCGCUCUGGGAAUCGCUGCCGGCGGUCAGUUGACCACCACCGAUGAGGUUGAGAACUUCCCUGGUUUCACCAAGAUCCAGGGCGCAACAUUGAUGGACAACAUGCGCGCACAAUCCGAGGCCUGCGGUACCCAGAUCAUCACUCAGACUGUUGGCAAGGUCGACUUCUCACAGAGACCUUUCAAGUUCUGGCUCCACCCAUUGGGCGACGACGAGAACCUCGAGGAAGAGACACACACAGCCGACAGUAUCAUCAUCGCAACCGGUGCCAAGGCAAGAAGAUUGGAUCUGCCUGGUGAGGAACAAUACUGGGGUAACGGUGUCAGCGCAUGCGCCGUAUGCGAUGGUUCGCUACCAAUCUUCAGACAGAAGCCUCUUGUCGUCAUUGGAGGUGGUGACUCGGCCGUCGAGGAGGCCAUUUACCUUACCAAGAAGGCUUCCAAGGUCACUGUGCUUGUUCGUAAGGACCAGCUCCGUGCCAGCAAGGCAAACGCCCGUAGAUUGAGCACCAACCCCAAGGUUGAGAUCAAGUACAACACCGUUGCUACCAAGAUCACCGGCGAGGACAAGCCUCGUGGUCUUAUGACCGGUCUUACCAUCAAGGAUAUCAAGUCUGGAAAGGAAGAGGAUAUUGCUGCCAAUGGUCUUUUCUACGCUGUUGGUCACGAGCCGGCCACCUCUCUCUUUAAGGGACAGCUGGAAAUGGACGAGGACGGCUACUUGGUCACCGAGGCCGGUACCACUCACACCAACAUCGAGGGUGUUUUUGCUGCAGGAGACGUUCAGGACAAGAAGUACCGUCAAGCCAUCACCAGUGCAGGUUCUGGCUGUAUCGCUGCUCUUGAGGCCGAGAAAUUCCUCGCUGAACACGACACUGGUGUAGAGAAGGGUAUCGAGGACCAAGAGGUCAAGAAGAGCCAGACCGAUAGUGAUGCCCCUGAGUACAAGCAAAACCCCCUGUUGUAG